CUGACUUACGCUAAACCUCUCCGCUCUUUCUCGUCACACUGCAUCUGGGUCUGCUGUCUGUGCUGCCUCCAGAUGAGCUAGACCCAGUUGCCAGGACUAAUUUAGCCUGUAUGUGCAGUGGUCUCUGGUUACCUCUUGAGAUUUUGGGUUUUUUUGUCCUUUCAAGAAUAUAAUUCUUCUAAUCUACUAAAAAAAGUCUAUCUGAAAAAGCCAAGAACACAGAACACCACUCUUCUUUUUUUCUUCCCCCGUCUCGUCUAGAAUACUUGACUUCCGUAACGUUUAUUUUCAACAGCCACUUUCAGCUUCCUGUCUCUGCUGUGUUUCCACCUGUGGAUGGGGCAGAAGUGGAGCUGUGGUGUCUUGUGAAGGCCAGCUUUAGCAUGGGAUUUAACCUGAAGAAAAUACUUGCAGAAGAAAAAGAAACGUCGUUUGACUCACUGAAGAUUUAAAAACCAACAGCACCACAGAGCCAUGUGGGACAAAAGGGGAUUUUAGUCUCAAGUGGCAGAAUCAAGUCAUAAGAAGUAAAGAGAUUUGGAUGGUUUCUCUCUAAAUGGAAGUUAUGUAGAAAGCCUCUGAGACCACUGCAUCUCUCCAUCGCACUUCUGCUGCACAGAGACGGCGCUCUGGGCCCUGGACAUUAAUAAAAUGCUGGAUUCAGUCAAGUGUGUCUUGGUGGGAGACUCUGCGGUUGGGAAGACAUCUCUUUUGGUACGUUUCACCUCUGAGACUUUUCCAGAUGACUACAGACCCACUGUAUAUGAAAAUACCGGAGUGGAUGUCUUCAUGGAUGGUAUGCAGAUUAGCUUAGGUCUGUGGGACACAUCUGGCAGUGAUGCCUUCAGAGGCAUUCGCCCCCUUUCAUACCAACAGGCAGAUGUGGUAUUAAUGUGCUACUCGGUGGCAAACCACAACUCCUUUCUGAACCUGAGGAACAAAUGGAUCGGUGAGAUCCGCAGCCAUUUGCCCCGCAUCCCCGUUUUGGUGGUGGCCACUCAGACUGACCAGCGUGAAACGGGUCCCUACCGUUCCUCCUGCAUCAGCUCGAUCGAUGGGAAGCGGCUUGCCCAGGAUGUGCGAGCCAAAGGCUAUUUGGAGUGCUCUGCCCUCAGCAACCGAGGGGUGCAGCAGGUGUUUGAGUAUGCCGUGAGGACAGCAGUCAAUCAAGACAAAAGGCGGAACAGACGGAAGCUCUUCUCCAUUAACGAGUGCAAAAUCUUUUGAGGACUCUCAGCAGUGGUUUUGCUCACGUUCGGUCUUUCUGUUUUCACACAAAGAUACUGCAGCAGAGAGAAUAGGAGGUGAAUCAAAGGAGGCCUCCUGGCAGGACCACAGUGCAGGUGCCUCAUGAGACAGAUGUGCUCUCUAUCUGAUUCUCUCCCCCAAACACACAUGAGCACUAUCUUGAAAAACAAAAGGUGCAGGUACGUGCCCUUAUUCACAAGCCUGUGUUUGGACUUUGCUAGCAUGGACUGGAGCAGGCCUAGCCUGGAAAUCUGCAGAUAACAGCUGUGCUGAUUUUGCUGUUGUUUCUGUUCAUGUUCCUCAGUUGUUGGUUUGUCUUCAUCUGCAUUUAUUUAAUGACAAACUUCUGCCUGGAUCAACCCCUACCUUGUCCGUGUGGAUUUUUUUCCUUAAGAAUUUGGCAUAUAAAAUCUGACCAUUGUGUAUUCUAUUUGAAGGACUCUUGUAUACAUUGUUGUGAAAUCCUGAAAGUUUGUUUUAGUAUUUUGGAGGUUUUCCCUUUAGCUAACCACAGAAGCAGAUUGUCCUAUCCGUAUAAAAAGUGGCCUGCAGAGAAGCCUAGCGCUUCUUAGGCAUGCCCGAGUCAUUGCAUAACAGUCAUCAAAUCCAGUACAUCCAGCACAGGAACAAUCAAAACUUAGUGGCAUUUGACAGCCCUCUGGCAGCUUUGUGAGAUUUAUGUUGUAACAUUAAUCUUGUUCCUCAGCAAUGUGGUCAAACAUGGGAAACUAAUCUGAUUCUUCCUAGACUUCACCAGGUUACAACCCCAGAAGGGCUUUCAGUCAAGGCUGUUUUAGAUGUGUUUUGUGUGGCAGAGAUGAAUCUGUGCUACCUACCAUCACUUCUGUUGUCCCUGCUGUAAUUCUGGACACAAAAGAUUUCAAUCUCUGGGGAUGAAAGCUAUUUUUCCAUGAGCACUAAAAUUUUCACAUAUUUUUAGUACACUUUUUUUUCAAAACAGUGGAUUUAGUGAAAUCAGUCAUCUACAGUAGUAAAAAAAUAAGUACAUGGCAAUGUUGAAUUUGUGUAUUUAGAAUGGUUAAACAAUAUUCUUCUUUUUGAGUUUGCAUACUAAGUUUAACUGCCUGGGCUGUAUCAAAGUAAGAUUGAAACAGGCUUUGUAUGCUGGGGAGCUUGUCAAGUCUAAGAGUCAAAUCCUGACGUACCUACUCAGGCCAAGUUACCCUCCUGCACAGAAAGUCAGGCUAAGCAGGUGGAAACAGCUUACAGGUAUAUAAGAGAACUCUGCUAGAAGAUGGAGUGGGCUGAACACACACUCCUGUACAGUACUCUCCUCCUCAGAUUAUCUGUCCCCUCUGCCCUGCACCAUCUCUCAGGUCUUGCAGAUCUGUCUCAUCCCAAGGUUUCUGCUACCUGUAGAGGAAAUCCUUGGGGGGAUUUCUUAGUACAGCAAGAUUUUCUUUGUCCCUUUCCAUGUCCUUCAACUAGUUCACUGACCUUUGAGGGGCUUAUAGAACUGACCUUUGAGGGCCCUAUAGCAUGGUGCCAUAAAAGAUGGUGCAUAGCACAGUAGGAUUAUCUUACCUGUGAUGUAGGUGAGAAAGUAUUUUCAUUGCUGGCACCUCAAAUACCGGUGGUGCACAGGACACCUGAUGUCAUUGUCCCACCAGCUCCUAGACUGUUGAAUAUUUACCACUCAUCAACCUGAUUAUAAGGGAGGCUUCUGGUCAUAAAAAUAUACUGGUCUCAUGUGAGGUUUUUAUAUCAACUUUAAAUCUUUACAAGCACCUGUGCACACAAGACAACGACUCCCACCGCCACCCAUCUUUCCUGAACUCUCCUCUUUCCUGCUUCUCUUUCUCUUCAGGUGUUGAUUGCAAAUCCUUUGCCCCUGAAACACUAAAACUGACAUAUUUGUAAAAGAAUUUGAAUGCUGUAGAACUUAUGUGGAGUUACGCAAGUUGCUGAGUAUUUGCUAUCCUUGGUUAAAAACCUGUUGGCUGUGGGGGAAAUAUGUUUCUAUAUCUCAACUUCUGCAGUGCCUCUUCAC
Messenger RNA from Myiozetetes cayanensis, 3259 nucleotides. It is a transcript of the gene RHOH, whose product is annotated as ras homolog family member H. Gene Ontology annotation, molecular function: GTP binding; GTPase activity. The record is from RefSeq and is a predicted model, not a curated record. NCBI's taxonomy places the organism in Eukaryota, Metazoa, Chordata, Aves, Passeriformes, Tyrannidae. Bases 652 to 1227 code for a protein of 191 amino acids. The transcript has 3 exons. Gene Ontology annotation, biological process: small GTPase-mediated signal transduction.